AUGCUUUUGAAAAUCGUUAUCGCUUUUGGGCUUGGUGUUGCUUGGGCUGAGGAACAAAUCCCAUGCGGAUUGCCACCAUUUACCGGGAAACUCCCCGAAAAGCAGGGCAUUGAAAUGAAGGCGACAUGGGCAAAUUAUACAAAAGGAUCAUGCGAUGAUCUACAAGAGCACACUUUCGCCAUUCUUGACACAUUAACUCCAGAGGAGAGAACUGUUGUCUUCGGUGCUCCGCCACAGUCCGACUCAUUUGAACACGAAGGAGUCCCAAUGUUUAUUCGAAUGAUGAAUCCAGAAAAUAAAAAGGCUUUUGAUGCGAUUUGGUUGAAUUCAGGGAUCGAAGAUGAUGUGAAACACAAAAAAGUCUCUGAGUUUGCCAAGCAAAAUUUUAAGGGAGAUCAACUAUCAAAUUUCAAUUCUUGGUUUGACGAGGUGCGGAGACACAAAGCGGCGGUGGAUGAGCGAAUCGCGAAACUCUCCAAAAAAGCAAAGGCAACUCUGAAGAAGAUUAUCAAAAUUCGUGCUCAAGAACAAGAUAUCUUAGCCAAGAUGAGCAAAGAGGUGGCCCGUGAACUUCAUGGUCUUAUC
Mesorhabditis belari is the source of this 585-nucleotide messenger RNA. The record is from the annotation of a GenBank genome assembly. Lineage: Eukaryota; Metazoa; Nematoda; Chromadorea; Rhabditida; Rhabditidae.